Molecule: messenger RNA, 1870 nt
Organism: Strongylocentrotus purpuratus (purple sea urchin)
Lineage: Eukaryota; Metazoa; Echinodermata; Echinoidea; Camarodonta; Strongylocentrotidae
Exons: 4
Coding region: 503-1372 (289 amino acids)
Source: RefSeq, a predicted model, not a curated record
CGACAAUAUUUGUACACAAUGACAAGGCAGUGGGUCUUUCCAGUUCCCACAUCGUAUUACAAACUUGCAAGUAACCCUCAAUCAACAUUCUGACGUUGAUCUUAAUGCGCCAAAGCUGCUUCAGCUAGCAAGCUAUCCGCACUGACUUCUGAUUAAACUGAGGGUCAAGCUUUGCAGCCUACGACGGGCAGAAGGUCAUCAUGGCGAGCGGGAAAAAAUUGUUAUUGCAUUUCUCUCCGUGUCGACUGAAACCUCUUCAGAUCAGUUAAUUGAACAAAUUAAGCUUGAGAAUGAUGAUUUUAGUUGCGUCUUUGUGAAACUCACGCAACAAGACUUACAUUCGUUCCAGCCAGGAGAUACCUACGAUGCCGUCGUUCUGUUGCAUUCAAUUUCACAAGGUCGUAACUCCAUUACUGACGUAGCAAGCGCCAAGUACAGCAAGCUCCUACCCCAACUCAAAAGGAUUUAUGGACCUGACCGUGUUGCAGUUGUUGUUCACUCCAUGACGAGCUUCAAUUCUAACACCAAGAUGGCACUGAUGUUGGUCUUUAAGAAGUCUCAGCCAACCACCUUCCAGUGCUCUAAAUGCGUCAUCCAAUGCAACAAUCUAGCUAAAAUGCAAGCUCAAGACCUCUCACGGCUCACUGAAUUCCUCGGGAAGAUACCCAGUCAUCCCCUACCCAUCGCUGAAGUGGAGGCACCUACAACCCAAAUGGCUUCUAGUACUUCCGACACCGCACAAGUCUCUCAGGCCUCACCGAAAGUCGACACCUCACCUGAUAGAUAUGCCACCCAAGACAAAGUGAUCGACAUAACCUACCCCAUAGCCUUGGUCAGUCUUUCUUCAUCAAAUCAACCCGAAAAAUUGCGGGAUGGUCUACGACGACAAUUUCCCGGAAAGACAAUCGUGUUGAUUAAAGACAUACAUGGCCUGGCAAGCAACAGGCACUUUUUUGAAGCCAUUCUUGUGGACUUGGGAUCAUUACAGGAAGCUGCCUCUUACAGUUCGGAUGAAAAGAAGCUCGCCUUGGAUAUUUACCAGAAAUGCGUAAAAGAGAUGUUGGUACCCCAGAAUUUAGCCAUGUUGAUGCUAGCUCCGACGAAUACUCAUUCAGAACAUAAACAUGCAGAUAUCAUACGCAUGAUAAGCGAGAUCGCCAAGACCAGAAAAGUUUCUGUCUUUCAGUACAGCAGUGAAUCUUGCAGACCAUCUCACUUUGAUGUUGACAUGAAAAAACUACUGGUUAACUGGCUUCUCGAUUGCAUCAAAAGAUACCACGCAGCUGCCCCACAGGAGGGACCCGGCUUCUUCGGGAGCAUUCAGAUUCAAAAAGCCAAGUUUCUCACGUUUUUUAAGAAGCUAGGCAGGUAGAAGUACGUCAGUGGGGUGGUGGAUUCACAGGCCUACCUUGGAGAAGUCCUUUUGACUGGUAAUGGAUGUCUAGUAAGAGAAUGACGUGAACAUGAAGCCUUGAACAUGACUGUUAGUGGUGGUUGGACACCUAAGGAGGAUCUGUUUUGUCUAGCAAGGCAGCAACGUACAUGUAAUAAAAUUGUAUUUUAAAGACUUUCGCUUCAUUAAAUACCACCAAAUUUUGGGUUUAAAAAUCUUAAUUUAUUUUUACCCGAUAUGUGGCAAAGCAUACAAAAAUAUGUAUGAUUUUAAUAGAAAAAGGAGAACCCUUGCGAGGUUCGUGCCAACUGUUUUUGAAUAAACACAACUUUUCGGAUAUCUUCUUUCUUCUUCAGGUAAAGAACAGGCUGACGUUAUCAAGUAAGAGUGAACACUAACAAAAUCAAAAUAUAAGAGAGAGAUUCUUUUGUGUUCUAGAUCAAUAAAAAGUUGAAUAUUAGCAUGAAACUAGUAAAA